Messenger RNA from Penicillium argentinense, 630 nucleotides. RefSeq lists its product as uncharacterized. The transcript has 2 exons. The record is from RefSeq and is a predicted model, not a curated record. Gene Ontology annotation, cellular component: nucleus. NCBI's taxonomy places the organism in Eukaryota, Fungi, Ascomycota, Eurotiomycetes, Eurotiales, Aspergillaceae. Bases 1 to 630 code for a protein of 209 amino acids.
AUGUUCUCCCGGGCCGCCUACAAGGAAGUGAGGGAAUAUUUCCGAGAUGUUGUUGAAUAUCUAAUCAACAACAUCAUCAAUCCGGAUUUCCCUCGCUCACUUGAGCGGUACCGCUUGGCCUUCGAGAAGCUUGAUGGCCAAACCAAGGGCCCAACAAGGGCCCAGUUCAUGUCGAUAAUGUGGGUGCGUGAUUUCCGCAACGCGCUCUGUGCCCGGCCCACAAUCGGCAUCAAGGUCGUUGACGAGGACAUGCCGAGGGAGGAGCAUCCUUUGUGUGGUGCGUGGCCUGAGGUCCGGACGCACGUUGCCUCGUUCUCGGCCAGACUGUUCGGAGAGCCCUAUCUCCUGGACACUCUGGAGCCUCUUGGCAACGUCCCCGAGACCGAUCGGGAGGGGAGGAUCUUACCCCAGGCCAACAGGCGCAUCUAUCCUAGGCGCCACAUGAAAGAGGAGGAUAUAGCCCGCCGGGGAGAGAUGAGUGCGGAGAAAAAGGCCAAGAAUGCCUCUCGCGUGCUCGAGGAGAUGGACGAGGGUGAGAUGUGGGUGCUCUGGCGCCAAUUCGAACGGGUGAUGACCCAAGCCCGUGGCCACUUCGUCCUCCGCAAGCGUGAAGAGGAAGUCGGAAACUGA